This is a messenger RNA of Bombina bombina (fire-bellied toad), 3545 nucleotides long. It is a transcript of the gene PLXDC1, whose product is annotated as plexin domain containing 1. The transcript has 14 exons. Bases 139 to 1581 code for a protein of 480 amino acids. The record is from RefSeq and is a predicted model, not a curated record. NCBI's taxonomy places the organism in Eukaryota, Metazoa, Chordata, Amphibia, Anura, Bombinatoridae.
GAUCAGCACACUCUCUGCCCUAAAAAUUUUCACUACCCACUAGGGGUAGGAUGCUAUGUGGAUGAAGCUUUUUCUUAAAGGUUGAUAGUAGAUGUGUUUAGAAGUUGGUGAAGUGGGUUUCUUCCAAAUGUUAAGAAAAUGUGGGCUUUUGUUCUGCUGAUGUCACUCCUAAGUCUCUCUGAGGGAACCAAGAAGAACACGGGCCCCCCUACUAAUACAGGGUUUCACUCUUUAAAGACAAAGAAACUGGACUCCGACAUUGCACAUUUUAAGCGAGAUGUUAGUAGUGGGCUGAAUGCAACAGUGAGCCAGGACACAGGAGGCGGCGGUCUGUCUAUAGACACAUUACCAGAGAACCAGACUCAGGUUUUGGAGGAUAGUCAUAACUUCUACACAAUGCGAGUGUAUAGCUUACUGGAUCCACAGGGUCAGGAGCUGUGGAAGGAGUUAAUGCAACAUGAAAACAGGACCAGAGUGCACAGCAUCCUCUCUAAUACACACAGGCAAGCUUCGAGAGUGCUCCUUUCUUUUGACUUUCCCUUCUAUGGACAUCCCAUACGUCAGAUCAUAAUAGCAACAGGAGGUUUUAUAUUCAUGGGUGAUGUUCUCCACCGUAUGCUGACAGCAACACAGUAUGUGGCCCCCCUAAUGGCAAAUUUUAACCCCAGUUUCUCCCGAAAUGCUAUAAUCAGCUACAGAGACAGUGGAACAGUUUUUGUGGUACAGUGGGAUAAUGUUCCUCUCCAUGAGAAAGAGGAUGCUGGUGCCUUCACCUUUCAGACUGCACUCUUUCAGGAUGGGCGCAUUGUGUUUGUGUACAAUAAGAUUCCUUUGCCUGUCCAGAACAUAAGUUCUGCACAGCACCCUGUGAAAGCUGGCCUCUCAGAUGCCUUCAUGUUGCUGAACCCUUUGCCUGAUGUACCAGAGUCACAGAGACGUACAAUAUACGAAUAUCACAGGGUACAGCUGGACCUUUCUAGAAUACGCAGCCAGACCGUUGUGGAAUUCAGACCCCUGCCAACCUGUGUACAACAAUCAAGCUGUGAGCAGUGUGUGAGCUCAGUACUGACCCUUAACUGCAGCUGGUGCCAUGUACUCCAGAGAUGUUCCAGUGGCUUUGAUCGAUAUCGUCAAGACUGGCUGACAUAUGGUUGCGCCCAGGAGCUUCCAUUCAGGUCAUGUGAAGACUUUACAACAGGUUUUCUGCCAGAAGAUACCUCAUCUGAUCUUAACCUGUUGUCUCCUACACCCUCAACAUUUUCUGAGGUCCUCACUACUGAAGAUGACACAAAGAUUGUUCAGUAUGCUGAUAAUGAGUUGCACAACAAAUUGCCUGUGCACUAUGGAACUAUUAUAGGAAUUGUACUGGCAGCACUGCUUAUAACCAUAAUUAUAAUAGCAGUUAUAUAUAUAAAUUGGCACACAGGCAAGAAAGGAAGACGCUGUUGUAUACAGUUGCAGAACCGUCCACAUCAUUGGGAGACAAUGAAGUUCAGUAAUGACAGAAAUCUUGCCAUAUACCGUGAGGUGGAUCCCACACCAGGAAAUGAAAAAGAAGACUUUAUGGAGACCGAACCAUGAGGGGAACCAGAAGAAAAAAGUGCGGGGGCAGGAUCCCCCUCCAGGGAACCUUAUUAUAGCUCAACAAUAUCAUCUGCACCCAGCAAGCAGUUUGUUUCAAGAUAUUUAUACAAACAAAAAUUAAGUAAAAAAGGAGAAAUGAUCUCUGUUUUUGCCUGUAGUCUCAAACAUGGACAGUGUUCCACUUCCAAUUCUUUACCAAUAUCCUGUAGGUCGCUGCAUAUCAAAGUUAUAAAUUAUUAAGCUCCCCUUCUUUGCUGGAGUUUAGGAAUAUUUUUUCUCGCCAUAAGUCUGCAGGUGAUUGCACUGUACCAGAAUACUGCAACUCUAGAGAAUGUCCCAUAUUGGAUUUGACAGAAAAUGACAGAACAUCACUCCAUCAGCCUUUCUAAAUACUUGCAAAACACUGCAUUGUAGAAGACAGACACCUGCAGAUGAUUGGACGGUAGAUAAUGCCUGGCACAAAUUAUAUAGAACUAUUUGAUUUCUAGGUUUAUUUAUCCUGCUUACAACCCUGUGAAUACACAAUACAGUGACUUAUAGAAAGCAAAAUAAAAACAGCAGCAAAUAUUGGUUGUUAAGCUAGAUGCACAUUUCUUGCUCAAGCACAGACUGUGUAUUAUAUGUUCUUUAUCUCUAAUUUAAUCAUGUGACUGAUGUCUUCUCAAAUCGCAUUAUAUUUAUACAGCGAGCAAUAAGUUAUCACAGGAGUGAGUAGGAGGACAAGUUUCCAAUCUCAGGGCAACAACUACCCCAAAUUCACUUUAUUUUUGUAUACUUUACUUACAUGUAUUAAGGGGAUUAACAAUGAAACGCAUGUCUUAGCUAAUUAUGUCUAGUUAUCACUGAGCUGGCUGCACGGCUUGUAGAAUCAGCAUGGGUUAAAACCUGCAGCAGAUGAACCUGCAAGCAAGCUGCUAUCCUUUCUCGUAACUCUUUCUAUGAAAUUGCUAUUUAGGUGUAUUGGUUUGGCCAGAAUUCUAUUCUUAGGGCUAGAUUUAAUAAAGCCCUACGGCUGCAAGUUCUCACAAGAACUUGCUCGCCGUCAUUUAUCAAGCAGCGGUCACCAGGCCGCCAUUUCCCUAACCUCUUCGCCACCUCUAAUGUGGCGAUAUUCAAUCUCCUCGGUCUAGUCAGACCGAGGAGAUUGACAGCUCCUGCCCGCGUGUGAUUGGCUGUGCGCAGGCAGGGGGCGGGAUUGCACGCGAGAGCAAAAUUGCGCUUGUGUACAAUGGCGAAUACCUGCGGGUAAUUUCGCCCCGCCACAGACGAGCUGAGGCAUACAGGGGCGUGUAUACGCGCCCCUGUCCACCUCAGCUUUAAUAAAUCUAGCCCUUAGUGCAUUGAUCUAGACAUGUAUUAUAAUAAUAAUGACAUUGUAUAAUGAAUUCAUUUGUUGGGCAAUUGCUAGCAGAUAAAGAAGAUAGAUGGUAUAUUGUAUUUAUUGUUUAAUUUAAUGUAAGCAAAGACAUGUGGAAGCUGAUAAAGUAAGAAUACAUUGCUUGCAGGCAUACAAUCUCAGUCUUCAAUUAAGGUGUCUAAUUCCAUUAGAUAUAUGUUAAUUGCAAUAGGUACCGGCCUGUGUGUCUGAGAGAUCAACAGCAUUUUAAUGCAGAAGGGGUUAAAGUAAUCAGAUUCCACUUAGUUUGAUCUGUGAUUGCCAGCAGCACUUGAUAGCUCUGUGCCAAAUAAUGCUCUCAGAAACAUGGAAUCCUAAUUAAGUUGGAAGUGGGUCAGGACAGGCAGUUAAAUAUUCCUCCAUCCGGUGCAACUGGCCUAAAUUACAAGUUUUUCCUCCUCCUCUUGGUUAUGUUUUGGAAAUCAUGACAGCUGAAUUGUCUCAAGUUCAGCUGGGGAAACUGGACAAUUUCUUCAUGUGGGAGGAAGGGUGGUUACUUUGUUAAGUUUCAUUGUUUUUAUGAGUCGGAACAUGACAAUAAAGAGUAAUGUAUGAUUUGUAAUAA